AGAAGAAGCCGCUCUGGGGGAGUGAUUUUAAACCCGGAGGUCAUAGAUCCAGCACUUUAUAGAGGAAUCUGGCAGAGGAAGAAGGUGAUCUAUUGGUCCAGGUGGAGGCUGUUUGGAGAGGAAGGAAGGAAGGAUGAAAGGCAAACUGGAUUCAGCUGAUCCGGAAGCAAGAAAAGGCCCUGAUGCCACUGAGGCUAGGAACAGAAGAGGAACUGAGCAGAAGAACCUGGUAGACAUCACCCUCCCUUCAGAUGUGUAUCGCCUGCAUUUCAGGCACUUCUGCUACCAGGAGGCCAAGGGGCCCCGAGACGCUUGCAGCCGACUCCACACUCUUUGCGAUCAGUGGCUGAAGCCAGAAAAGCACAGCAAGAAGGAGAUCCUGGACCUGGUGGUCGUGGAGCAGUUCCUGGCCAUCCUGCCCCCGGAGAUGAGGAACUGGGUCAAGGAAUACAGGCCGGAGAACAGUUCCCAGGUGGUGGUUCUGGCAGAAGGGUUCCUCUUGAGCCAGGCAGAGGCCAGGAUACAGAGAGAGCAGUUACUGGAUCAAAUCACGCAGGAGCGUUACUGUGGAGCAGCUUUGGGUGGUGCUGAUAAACCAAGGAUCAGUUCUUCGCCGUGCGUUUCCGGGCCUCCUGAUCGGGGUCUUGUGAGCUCUUCCUCAGAGUCUUCCUCAGAGUCUUCCUCAGAGUCUUCCUCGUCUGAGGACGAGCCUGCGUAUUGUCCUGAGGUUGAGUGGGCUUUGCUGGACCGGGAUCGAGGAAGCCUUCAUAAGGAAGUCAUGGAGAGAAACUGUCGGAAGGCGGCCUCUCUGAAGGCUGAUGGUCCUGAAAACAAGUCCAAAAGAAAACCACAACAGGUCCCACUGGAAGGGGAAAAGCAGAGAAGAAAUACUGGGACAAAACAGAAGAGGGGGAAUGAAUCCUCGGAUUCUCGGGAGGCUGAUGGUCCCCAGAACAAGUUCAAAAAAGGACCACAACAGCUCCCAGUAGAAAGGGAACAGCAGAGAAGAAAUAUUGGAACAGAAGAGAAGAGGAAGAAUGAAUCAUCUGAUUCUUGGGAGGCUGAUGGUCCCCAGAACAAGUCCGAAAGAGAACCACAACUGGUCCCACUGGAAGGAGAACAGCAGACAAGAAAUACUGGAACAAAACAAAGGCAGAAGAAUGAAUCAUCUGAUUCUCAGGGUACUAGAUCCCAGGACAUACCUCCAGACCAAGGAACAAGUUGUUCUGUGUGUGGGGAAAUGUUCUUUUCUCAGUCAUUAUUUGAUACAGAUUGGAGAAGGGAGAUACCAUAUAAAUGUUCGAAGUGUGGAAAGGGCUUAACUUGGGGGUCAGAGUUUACUGGCCAGCAACAAACCCGUAAAGGGAACAGAAUAUAUAGAUGCAGAGACUGUGGAAAGGCAUAUAUUUCGUUGUUGACACUUAGGAUGCAUCGAUAUGUCCACGUAGGAGAGAAACGAUUUAAAUGCAAGGAAUGUGGAAUGGUCUUCUCUCAGCAAGAUCAAUGGGCUAAACAUCGACGUACCCACACAUAUAAAUGCUUAGAGUGUGGUAAGACCUUUGUUCAGAAGGCUAGCCUUAGUAUCCAUCAACUUAAACAUGCAAAGGAGUCUCCAUAUCAUUGCUUGGUGUGUGGAAAGAAGUUUAGCUUGUGUAAAGAGAUUGUUGAACACUACCUAGAUACUCACGCGGUGGAGGAACCACUACCUACACAGCCGUGCAGUGGAGAAACCGUAUAAAUUCUUGAAGCGCAGAAAGAGUUUUUCUUGGGGUUCAGAGCUUAUUGCCCAUCAACAUACCACACAGGGGAAGAAUCAGAAAAAUUUGUAGUGUGGAAAGAGCCUCUCUCGGAGUUCAGGCCUUAUUGUCCAUCAACAAAUGCACACAAGAGAGAAACCGUAUAAAUGGUGGAAGAAUAAUGUAUCUCAGUGUUUGAUUCACUCAUUCCUAUGUUGUUACUCUUAUAAAUGUUAACUUUUCCCUC
Messenger RNA from Eublepharis macularius, 1983 nucleotides. Its product is annotated as zinc finger protein 287-like. Gene Ontology annotation, molecular function: DNA-binding transcription factor activity, RNA polymerase II-specific; RNA polymerase II cis-regulatory region sequence-specific DNA binding. The transcript has 8 exons. Lineage: Eukaryota; Metazoa; Chordata; Lepidosauria; Squamata; Eublepharidae. The record is from RefSeq and is a predicted model, not a curated record. Gene Ontology annotation, biological process: regulation of transcription by RNA polymerase II. Bases 134 to 1738 code for a protein of 534 amino acids.